Linnemannia hyalina is the source of this 1161-nucleotide messenger RNA. Lineage: Eukaryota; Fungi; Mortierellomycota; Mortierellomycetes; Mortierellales; Mortierellaceae. The record is from the annotation of a GenBank genome assembly.
AUGAUGGGGAUAUCGUCCCUGUCCAUCCAGGGCGAUCUCCUCGUCAGUGGUUCCUGGGACAGCACAGUCGUGGUAUGGAAGCAACUAGAGGAGGCACCCUAUCUGAAGCGCGUCAAAGUAAUCGACCUGGGCGAACAAGUCAUGAGCAUGGAUCUCGACAGUAACCUCGACCUGGCAAUCGGGACAGUAGGGGGUCUGGUCAUGAUCAUCUCCAUCGAGACCCUCUCCUGUCUGCACACUUUUCAAAGCCCACACCCAAAUCUUUGUACAGCCGUCUCGCUGGGUCCCAACAAAGUCGAAGCGGCGAUUGGACUCAACUAUUAUGCUUGGGAUCGAACCACUACCGCCCAGGUGGGCUUCUUUGCGGAUCCGCACAUCAAGAAUAUCACCUGUAUGAAGGUCGAUACGAUUGAGAAGGUCUUGUUAACGGGAUCUCAGGAUAGUAAGGUGCGCAUGUUUAGCUGGGAGGCUAAGCCUAUGCUGCUCAGACAGUAUGGUGGCCAUCGAGAUGGAGUCCGAUGUAUCACUCUUCAGGAUGACAUGAUCAUCACUGGGUCCGCCGACAAGACCGCUAUGGUGACAUUCAGGGGACGCCACGACUUUUGCAGAGCAGACUUAACAUUGCACGACGCACUAGUCGGAAACGAAGCAUUCCUCUCAGACGUCUCUGAAAGAGUCCCCGAAUCCGUCUCCCUCCCUCACUCAGCAAAUGUGAACGCCAUCGAUUCAGACGCCAGCAUGGUCGUGACAGGUGACGACGACGGCGUAGUCAGGAUAUUCGAUUUCGGAUUCGACCUCUGGCGACCUGCAGUCCCCUCAUCGCCCCGACUCUGUGGUCAGGCAUCGCUUGUCUCGUCUGCAUCGCCUACUUGUGUUUUGAUGGCCAAACCAGGGCGGAGUAAUGUGUCGAUUGGGAACCGGCGGCAGACUUGGGGCACCUCUGCGUUGGCGGUCUUGGUCCGUGUUAAGAGUAUAUUGAAUGGAUCGGUAGCACAGGAGCCAGAUUCUGGUGUUUCAUCCGCUUGGAUGAACGUUGACGAGAUUUAUCGACGAAUGGUCGACUGGGAUCUCUUGCCCGUCAGGAUCGACACCGAAGCAUACUCUGAACCUAGCGUUGCAUAUGAUGGCAAAAUCGGAUCCACCGACCGUUCUCCUAGAUAG